This is a messenger RNA of Durusdinium trenchii, 1953 nucleotides long. The record is from the annotation of a GenBank genome assembly. Lineage: Eukaryota; Dinophyceae; Suessiales; Symbiodiniaceae.
GAAAUAACAUGCAUAAAACAUGGCUGAAUCCUCAGAAUCGGAGGAAUGUCUGUUCACUGCAGGGCUUUGAUGGACUGGUUCAGCCCCAAGUUGCUUUUCUCGGACCUUCCGGACGCCAUGCUGUCACCGGAUUCCCGCGCGCGGUCCGUCGCGACGUCUGGGCGCUGGGCGAUCCGGCUCUCGCAGGGCACGGCCGCCACACUGCUGGGCCUGGCAGCAGGUCUCAACACCCGCCAAAGCUACUUGAGCUCUCUCCUGCAGCUGCUGGGCUUUGCCUGUGCAGUAAGUGCCUUCUUGGCGACGAGUCGCUUCGUCCGCCGAGAUUGGAAGAAAUGCUGCUUGAGCCUUGGACUUUUGGCGAAUGUUGGUGCAGUUCUCGCGCUCAUGGAUGAGCAUGUUGUGAUUGAAGUCAUCUAUGUGCUCGGCUUUCGGGAAGGCCUUUGGCAUUUGCUGGGCCUGGUGCUUUGUGCGCUGUGCAUUUCCGUGAACUUCUUGGGCCUGGCAGUGCUUCCCACCCAGGUGUGCACAGCACGUUCCUUGGACUUGGGUGCUGCUGCCUGGCUCGACCUUGAAGCACGAUCACCAGUACCGGUUUGCUGCAUCAGUUGGUCCAUUCGUUGGAGUCUGAAGCUCACCUUGUUGACAGCCCUGGGCAGCUCUCUCAUCGCUGGCUUCUACGCGGCGCUGCAUCCCAAAGUGGUUGGAGUGCUUCCGUACCCCGUGGGCAUGGCCUUGGCUCUACUACCCCCCAUCCUCACGGCCUUGGGUGCUGCUGCAGCCUGGACCAGGCGCUUGGAGCUCAUGAACUUGUCGGUGCGCGCGGCCUUGGCGCGGCGCACCUUUGGGGUCUCUCUCUUUGGCGCUGUGACGCUCCUGACGGCCUGGCUGGCACGAUUGAUGGAACUGCAGAGCAAUUGGACCAGCUGUGAGAAUCUUCUGGCAGAAUGUUCAGAAUUGGCCAACCGCGGUGACUGCGACGCUAGCAGUCAGUACUUUACUUACAUGAUGGAGCACUGCAAGAAGGCAUGCCGAGCCUGUGCCAUGCCUCACUGGGGCUUGGGCGGAGACUUCUUGUUGGUGCUGCAUACCUCAAUCCUGGUGCAGUCCUUACGCUUCGCUUUCUUGUUCUACCAAUCCACCGUGCAAUUGGUGAUUGCUGACAGCCAUUUGACUGAACCUGAGACGCCAUUUCAAGCCUUGGAGGAAGCGCACGCGCCCAAGGCGGGUCGCCCACGGCUGGAGACCGAGCUCGUCGAAGCGCCGCGCCGGCUCGAGGGCGCGGAACGGGAGCGCGGAAGGAACUCCCAGGACAACAGCAGGCUCCCUGACCCCAACGAAGCAGCGCGCGGCCUGCUGGCCGAACACCAGGAGGCCGAAGACACGGAGCCCUUGCCACGGGUGACGCUGCCGGAGGAGGCCUCCCCGGAGAAGUCCGAGACGCAGGACCGAAAAUCUGAGGAUGAUGAUGAUGCGAGCUUCUACGAAUGUGAGUCCUUGGCUGGCGACUAGUGACCAGGGAGGCUAAGAUGUGAUGCCUUGCGGCCUAGGGCCUUGUUCGCCGUCGCGUUUACAGAUUGGACCAGGAGGUGGCUGGCGGACCGCCCCUGGAUACCCCUGGAUUCAAUGCCAUCUCCAUGCCCAGCCCAACUACGCCGUGCUGCCACCUUCACCGGCAGCGAUCGCUUCGGUCCUGCGCUGUCGGCGGUUUCUUCACGCCGUCAGCCGACCUGUGGGAACCCCCCGAUGCUUCGUGGGCAGCGCGUUCUCAGCGGGCGGACGACUGCGGCGGCUUUGUCACGCCUACGGCGAUGGAGUGCUCGGCGAACGACCGCUCAGCGACACUGUGGUGGCGGACGAUCGGAAGGGGUUGGCGGGUUCAGCGAUGGAGUUCUCUCGAAGGAUCGCUGAGCGAAAGGGUUUGUUCAGCGGAUCUUCCGGAUGGAUCAAGAGUUU